CAAUGAUUGUACAUGGGUAGAGCGCGCUCUCAUUUCUCCUUUUGAGCCUCCUCGUCCGGUUUGCGUGUUAUUCCCUAUCUGAUUCUAUUUACAUCCACUGUGGUCCAGUCACUCAGCGAACUAACUCUUGGAUGCUAGUGCUAUAAUGGUCACGCAUUCUCUCACCCGGCGCUUUCGCCAGCAGACGCUUCAACCAACCCCAAUCAUCGGUGCAAGUCAUCGUACACUUGACGCACGGACCCCUUUCUAGCUCGAAAAAUGCCCCAACAUCACCGCCAGAUGGUUGAAAAGCUCACCGCCAUUUCACUUUCAUUUCUUCACCCUCAACUGCCAUCUUUGCCUUUCUCUUUUUCAAAAUCAACGCCAUCCCUUGUGCCCAUCUCUUAAUAAUCUCGUCAAGUACCUGUAAAACAUCAGCUUUCCGGUGGAGCAACCCUCCUCUUCCACUAGCACAUCAUUAUUCCUACACUAUCAUAGAUUCGUAUCCUCAGCCAAGUCAUUCUGACUGAAAAUCUCUCCUCAUCAUGUCUUUCAACAUAGCUUCUGAACGACCUCGAUCCUCCACUCGUAUCAGGAGCAAGUCGAUUCCUAGGACUAUUUCGCAUCAGCUUAAACAACACACUUACGCCAAGGAACCCAUCCUCUCGGACUCAGACGAUGACACAUCACCCCAAGCCGCGUCGGAGAGCUCCAUUAACAGCGAAAACGCCUACCCAAAGAUACACGACGUUGACGCUUCUGUCCUGCAAUUCCUCGCCGGCCUUCAGCCCCCCGCCAUCACUCCUUGGCAAGAUGCUGGGCCACAUCUGGAUUGGGUGCCAAAAUGGUGGCAUAACGAGCAAAGCCAAGUAUUCAAGGCAGCUUCAAUCGACAAGAAAAGUUUAAACGAAUGGGACUAUUUGGAGGCCCCGUGGCUCGACCGGCUCAAGUGCAAGAUGUCGCCAAGGAAAAGAUUUACAAUUCCUCAGUUGCAGAUACUUGAGGUCCAGUGGAACAAUGACAUUAGUCCGCCAAAGGUUGAUCGGCAGAGAUUGGCAAUGUGGAUGGGUACUAGGACAAAGCAUGUGAAUAUAUGGUUUCAGAAUCGUCGCCAAUACGAAAAGAAAGCCCAUGCCUCCGGAGAAAUUCCCGAGCCAGCAUAUACAAUGGUCGAAGGCCUUGUCGAACCUACCGCGGCUAUGAAGGUGAUAGUCAGCAAGAUUGCUAUUGGAGAACUCAAGGCGGACAAUUUGACAGUUGAGGCCGCAUUCUUUAAUAUUUCUAACAAGAGACGCGCCUUCCGUCCUUCAGUAACGAUGGGCAACACUCGGUCAACCAACGUUCCAUCUUCCACUCCUAGCUACGAAGAACUUCAGACACCUACGCAGGCCAAUCGCAAAUCCACCCAUGGUCAACAAAGCGGCAGGCGACAGGAGGAAGUCAAAAGGCCUAAAAACAUCCACGCUAGGCAGCACUCGGACACGGGCCAAAAAGUUCGCCCCAACGAGGCAGGGGCUCGUACUGACGUCCAAGAACAACGAAGGACAGACAUUAAGUCAUCAAUACAGGUGUACCAUCACACGCCACAACAACGGCACUUCGCCUCCAUUAACAAAACCCUGCCGGCAUAUAAAUGCGACUGGUCCAGGGAAUCCUCCUCCAGUUUUGGUGCGACCGGAGAUGAUGAUAAUGUUGUCGCGAAGCCCGAUUUAGCUGGCACGGAUGGCAAGAUACGCUCUUCAUCAUAUGGAUUUGGACUCUACGAACCAAGCCCAGUGUACCCCUUGAGAGAGUCCAAGCAGGCAGAUUGGGAGGUGCAGGAGGUGUUGAUGGCCGCUGAUAUCUUGAUGGGCAUGCAAAGGACGAGGUGAUACGGAUGAAUGUUGGGUUGAUGCGUUUAGUGCGAUUGAAUUCUUCAUUGUCGUCGUAGCUGUUAAGAUACGAGUAUUUUGUGGCAGUCAUAUAGCCUAUCAUUUGUUGUCGCACGGUUUUUCGUUGGUCCCAAAUGUCGCGUUAGUACUACUGUGAGGCGUCUUGAUCUUGUCUAUAAUUGUGCAUGGCUCUGCCCCG
Cryptococcus deneoformans JEC21 is the source of this 2049-nucleotide messenger RNA. RefSeq lists its product as hypothetical. The record is from RefSeq and is a predicted model, not a curated record. Gene Ontology annotation, biological process: regulation of DNA-templated transcription. Bases 525 to 1850 code for a protein of 441 amino acids. The transcript is spliced from 3 exons. Gene Ontology annotation, cellular component: nucleus. Lineage: Eukaryota; Fungi; Basidiomycota; Tremellomycetes; Tremellales; Cryptococcaceae. Gene Ontology annotation, molecular function: transcription cis-regulatory region binding.